This is a messenger RNA of Felis catus (domestic cat), 1920 nucleotides long. RefSeq names its product epididymal-specific lipocalin-10-like. The transcript is spliced from 3 exons. NCBI's taxonomy places the organism in Eukaryota, Metazoa, Chordata, Mammalia, Carnivora, Felidae. The record is from RefSeq and is a predicted model, not a curated record. The coding region runs from base 100 to 630 and encodes 176 amino acids.
CCGGUCCUGGUCCAAAUUGGAAAAUUCCAGAAAUGGGGGUCCCGCCUUGUCCCCCUAGGUCACAGGGGUGUCAGUCAUACACGUUAAUUCUUCGGAAAGAUGGGAAGAAGGCGGUGUUCAGGAACACACGUGCGUAUGAUAGCCCGGGGCCCGGAGAGGGAGGCCGGGGGUGGCAGUGGCCCCCGCCCCCCCCCCCCCGGCUUCAUCACCCAGACGCGGGACAGGGUGCCUCUGCCGGCGCCGUCCCCAGACGCCCCUCCGUCCUGGGGAACGUGGGGGGAGAGGCGGGAUGGGCGCCCGGCACACGGGGGCGGUCAGGCGGGCCGUGGCCCCGGGGGGAGCAGGGGGCUCUCCACCCCUCCCGCACGCCCUGCCUCGCUUCUCUCCCGCCCAGUGAAGGGGGUGGAGGGUUUCCACGUGCUGUCCACGGACUACAGCUUCGGCGUGGUCUACCUGCGCCUGGGCCGCGCCGGCCGGACCGCCAAGAUGCUACUGUUCUUAAGCAGACGGAACACGUCCAGCUUCCCGAGCAUGAAAAGAUUCGUAGACAUAUGUGAGACUUUGGAGCUCGCCGACGGUGUGACCGUUCUUCCGAAAGACGCCUCCUGUGCGCACACCAUCCUGCCCUGAGGGCCACCACCUUUACUUUGGGGCUCCGCUCGUGGUCCUCCGAGACCCCAGGAGCGUUCUUCGCGAUUCCGGGAGUUCUCAUCCCGCGGCUUGCUGAGAGGUGUCUGGUGACCCCAGGCCGCUGAUGGGGUGAAGUCCGAGGGCCGUGGCUCUAGCCCAAGAGGGAUCCUUGAUGAUCCUCAGGAGCUGGGGAUAGGAGGGCACGUGCUGGCCGGCAGGGAGAGUCCGGUCCUGGCCCGUCAGCUCGUGCCCUCCAGGUUCCACGGCCGAGAGGGGCUGUCACCUCCUGUCUGCUGGGAAAUAGACCUCGGACCGGUCCAGUGUAAUCCUCGCCGCGUGUCUUCUCUGCAGUGAGUCUGUGCACUGCUCCCUGGGCUCCCCGACACCCCACACUUCCCCAGAAAGCAGCUCACUCCUUCAGGAAACACGUAGAAGCACCCGUGACACGCCAGGCACGUGCUCGCUGCUGGCGAGAGGGCAGUGAGCAAAAUAGGCAAUAGCUUAUUGGAAUUUGGGGACUGUCAGCCUCUGAGAGAGAGGGCCUCGAGCGUCCUAGAUGCCUUCUGUACAGCUGCACAAGGACUAUGCACACCAUAAUUCUUCCAGAGUCUCCACAAAGACAUUACCCUAAUGAGGUGCCUGCAGGAAGAGCUCUUGACCACCUCACACUUUCUGUGCCAGUCUCCCGGCUCGGCUCGGCUGGGAGCCUCAGCCCCACGGUCACCCAGGAGGCCAGGGCUGCAGCCUCAGCUGAGGCUCGACUGGGGCAGGGUCCGCCUCCAAGACCGCGACCGGGCACGUGCUCUUGGCAGGAUUCGGCUGGGACUGGGGGGUCUCAGGACGUCUGUGUCUCAGCCCGGGGCCUCUGCAGGUUCUUGGCCCUGGGCCUCCUGGGGCAGCUCAUGUUAUCUGCUCUUGCUUCGUCAGAGAGAGACACACACACAGACACACAGACUGACACAGAGACAGAGAAUGGACCCGGGAGAAAAGGAACCUGGAGACACCACAGGCUUUCAUGAACCACCUUGGAAGCGACACCCAUCGUUCUAUUCUCUUCCUCAGAACCGGUCACACGGGCCUUCCACCGGGGAGGAGAGGGGAUGUCACGAGGAUACAAGAGGCUGUGUUAGUAAAAGAGGGCACAUGUCGGAGACAGAGACCCUUGUUUGUGCUGUGACACCACAGCCUGACGCCAGCAGGGACACGGCUGGUCCUCCCGUGGCCCAAACAGAAACCGGGAGAUGCAGAAGGCUGGAUGGUCACACCACAGAGGGGAGAGCAUCCCUCACG